AUGGAAAACACAAAAACUAACCCCAUUACUCAAUUUGAAGAAAAAGAAUUUCAGGAAUUUCUGUCUACACUUCCAAAAGAAAGAAAAUUAGAUGGAACUUAUCUCUAUUUUUACCAAAACUUUUGGUGCCCAUCAAUUGCUAUCAAACCCAUUAUUUCCUUCCAGAACCAUUUCCAAGCUCAUGAUUCUGACAUAAUCCUUGCCAGCAUUCCGAAAUCCGGAACUACUUGGCUCAAAGCCGUUCUUUAUUCUAUCGCAAACCGGACUCGAUUUCCUACUCUCAAUCACAGUCCUUUGUUCACUUCAAGUCCUCACGCGAUUGUACCUUUCAUCGAGUUCGAUCUUUACUUGAAAAACAAGUUUCCCGAUCUCGAAUCGAUUCCUGAGCCAAGGAUAUUCAAUACACAUGCACCUUAUGCUUCUUUGCCAAGUUCCAUUACAGAUUCCAAAUGUAAAAUAGUUUAUGUCUGUAGAAAUCCUCUGGAUCAGUUCAUCUCUUAUUGGCAGUUUGCUUUUAAGCUUCCUCGCGGAGAGGGUUCUGAUCCGACUCCUCUAGAGGAAGCUUUCGAGUCGCAUUGCAACGGGAUCCAUAGCUUUGGACCGUUCUGGAAUCAUGUUUUAGGCUAUUGGAAUGCGAGCCUGCAAAAUCCUGACAAGGUUUUGUUCUUGAAAUACGAAGAUCUUAAAGAAAACGGCGUCAAGUGCACAAAAAGACUAGCUGAGUUCAUGGGAUUUCCUUUUACAGCAGAGGAAGAGCUUAAAGGUGUUGCGGCAGAGAUAUCUGAGUUUUGCAGUUUUGAAAAUUUGAAAAAUUUGGAAGUGAAUAAGAACGGUAAGCGUCCUUCUGGAGCUCCGAACAGUUCGUUUUUCAGGAAAGGGGAAGUUGGAGAUUGGAGAAAUCAUCUGACUCCGUUAAUGGCAGAGCGUUUGGAGAAGCUUAUUCAAGAAAAAUUGGAGGGUUCUGGUCUAAGUUUCAGUAUGUCCUGCAACAAAGAUGCCUAAUGCCUCCAUCUUCUUUUAUGCUACUUUUCGUCGUUUUUAUUUCCGAAAACACUUCUGUUUAUGUUUUUCAAUUGUUGUUUCAUAAUUUUAUGAUUGCUUCAUAAGUUUUCUUUUCUA
Mercurialis annua (annual mercury) is the source of this 1119-nucleotide messenger RNA. RefSeq names its product cytosolic sulfotransferase 15-like. Bases 1 to 1002 code for a protein of 333 amino acids. The transcript has a single exon. Gene Ontology annotation, biological process: sulfation. The record is from RefSeq and is a predicted model, not a curated record. Gene Ontology annotation, molecular function: sulfotransferase activity. NCBI's taxonomy places the organism in Eukaryota, Viridiplantae, Streptophyta, Magnoliopsida, Malpighiales, Euphorbiaceae. Gene Ontology annotation, cellular component: cytoplasm.